AUGUAUUUCUCUGCUAUUUGUGUAGGUGUGACAUCGGGAGCAGAGCUCUCCUUCACGCUGGAGCCCAGUGACAUCAUCGCGGUGCAGGAGCAGCCCCUCAUGCUGCACUGUCAGGUGGAUGGCAUCCCACCAAUCACCACGCAGUGGAGGCGGAACGGAGUCCUCCUGGUGGUUGACCAAUACUACACCAUGUUCCACAACGGCACUCUGCUGAUUGGACGCUUCCAGAGGACCAAGUCUGACGGCUCAACUGAUGAAGGGGAUUAUGAGUGCGUGGGCCAGAACACCUUUGGUCUGGUGGUGAGCCGCAGGGCCAGGGUGCAGGCCGCCACGAUGGCGGAGUUCCAUGUCCAGCCGCGGUCAGUGCGUGCGGAGGAGGCGGGCAUGGGGCGGUUCCAGUGCCAGAUUCACGGCCUGCCUGAACCUGCCAUCAGCUGGGAGAAAGAUGGCCGCUCUGUGGACACUAAGGAUGAGAGGUAUACCCUGCUCCCCACUGGUGUUCUGCAGAUCACAGGUCUGCGUCAGGAGGAUAGUGGUGUGUUCUGCUGUGUGGCCCACAACAGUGCAGGAGUAAAGCACAGUGCCGGGGCUCGCCUCACCGUCUCAGUAUCCCAGUCUUCUGUUUACAAAGAGCCCAUGAUCCUCGUGGGUCCUGAAAACCUCACUCUCACCGUUCACCAGACGGCCAUCUUGGAAUGUGUUGCCACAGGAUAUCCCCGCCCCAUCGUGUCAUGGAGCAGGCUUGAUGGCCGUCCGAUAGGUGUGGAGGGCAUCCAGGUGCUGGGUACAGGGAACCUGAUGAUCACAGAUGUCGGAGUCCAGCACUCUGGCGUCUACGUCUGUGCUGCCAACAAACCAGGGACCCGUGUACGCAGAACCGCUCAGGGACGUCUGGUGGUCCAAGCCCCGGCAGAGUUUGUGCAGCCUCCCCAGUCCAUCUCCCGGCCGGUGGGCACCACUGCUAUCUUCACCUGCCAGGCGCAGGGCGACCCUGUGCCCCACCUCACCUGGCUGAAGAACGGGCAGAUCCUGGAGCCUGGAGGGCACGUCAAGCUCAGGAACAACAACACCACGCUGACCAUCUAUGGCAUCAGUCAGGAGGACGAGGCCAUCUACCAGUGCAUCGCUGAGAACAGCGCCGGCUCCACCCAGGCCAGUGCCCGUCUCACCGUGCUCUGGGCAGACGGUCUGCCAGGGAUGCCCAGUGUGGUGCGGGCCGAGGCUCUCUCACCCAACGCCAUCCAGGUGUCCUGGAAGGAGUCCGCCCAGGACACUCAGGAGAUCAUCGGCUACGUGCUCCACAUCCGCAGGACCACAGACCCUGUGGAGAUGGAGUACCAGGAAGCCGUCAGUAAGGUGACUCUACAGCAGGUCGUGGGUGAUCUGGAGCCCUCCACCGGCUAUACCUUCUAUGUGAAGGCUUACACGUCCCGCGGAGCCAGCAAACCAUCUGAGAGCGCCACCGAGAGCACGCUGGGCGAAGUGCCAGCACCCCCGUCACUGUUCAUUAAAUUGGUGAACAGCAGUGUGGUGCAGGCGGUGUGGGAGCCAUCCUCUAAGAUGGGCCAACAUGAGGGCUUCAGGCUGUACUACAGGAGGGUCCACACCCCCCUCUUCACCGGACCACUCACCUUCACCCGCAACGUCACCCAGUACAACAUCACCGGGCUGGAUCCAACCCUGGUGUAUGAGAUUAAGGUUCUGGCCUUCAACCAACACGGAGACGGCAAUGCCACCAUGCGCUUUGUCUCACUGAAGGAGGCUGUGGAGAAAUCAGUGCUGAACACCCCCUGUGACUGUGUGAAAGAUGAACAGAGCAAGACCUCUACAACCGGAAUCAUCAUCGGCAUCCAUAUAGGAGUCACCUGCAUCGUAUUCUGCAUGCUCUUCCUCAUGUUCAGCUACAGGGGGAGGUUGAUGACGUGUAAGACAGUGCAGGCCACCCCCCAGGCCGGGCGUAACAUUGCCCUGGAGUUGUCCUCCACCUCCCAGGGGGCCCUGGCCUUAAAUGGGGUGAGCAGAUCAGGCAUGGAAGGGAACGGCAGCCUUGCUGGGAAGAGCAGGGGAGACAGCAACGAGCUGGAGAGACUCUUCUCAGGCCCGUCCCACUGUGGAGACCUAGCAGACAGUUCACGCAUGUUGGAUAGAUCGCUGGUGUCCUGUGCGCUGAACGAGACCCAGUUGUCCACUCUGCCGCUAGUUGACUUCAGCCUUGUGGUGGAGGGGGACAGAGAGACUCAGUUCCAGAGGCCUCCAGAAGAGGGCCGGGCGGCCAGUGACAGGGCUGUGGCCGGGGUCACCCAGCAGAACCAGACCUGAUAGAAGCAUGAACGUCAAGUCUGUGACACGGUCACAGUGUCACCUCAGACUCGUAUCACACUCAGGUCGACCGAAGUAUUUCUUUUCCUAUUAGUUUUUCUUUGUGCAAAGAAUUGUAUUAUUGGUAAGUUAAAUAAGUCGCCUCUGGAAAAGUUAUAGGGUCUUGGACUCAUUCUUGGAGGUGUCCCCGGCCUAGGUUUUUGGUGCGUUUUUUGAUGGACAGCUAGGUUUUUAGCUUUGGCAGGUGAAUUAAGUGUUCUUGUUUUGUUUGUUUACUUCCUUCAUUUUCUGGUUGCCGGCAGCACACAGAAUAGAUAUCCAGAAUGUCUUUGUUAUACACUCAUCAUUUUAUCUCAGAGUCGAAUAUGUUUUUAUUCCUCUCCUAUCUCACAAAAUGGUUCUAAGUUAUUGGUCUUAUUUCUACUAUUUCUUUCAAUGUCAAAGACUGCUGCCUCCUCUCAGCCGAGCAAUGAUUCCACAAACGCAUCCAACAAAGACUUAAGGCCUUCUUCCAGUGAUUUCAUAUAUUCUCUGUCUCAGGACUUUUCUUUUCAGUGAUAUCAAUGUUUUUUUUAUUAGUUCUCGGCCUUCAUACAGGUUCUUAACUUGGCUCUGUGAACCUUUAGGAUUCAACAAAAACCUACCUCAGCCGGAAUGAAUGUGACGUGGGAAACCUUUUGGAUCCGUCUUCUCCCCCUGCGUUCAGUUACUUUUACAUGUAGAGCGAUCGGUUCGUAAAACACGAGAACAGGUGCCACGCUACCUCAGAUGUCAAGAACCGCCGCUCUCCUGCUUGUCGAAGAGAGGGAAAAAAAAGAAGAAAAGAAAUCUAACGGAAAGCACUUCAAAACGCUGAAGUCCACGUUCUACCUCAAGAUAACAAUGUUGUAGUUGUUCUUUCUUUCAUAAUGAAACAUGUACUUCUGUUGUGAGAGCUCCUGGCUUCCCUCUGUCAAUGAAUUGCUGUUUGUGGAUAUGUCAGUACCUCAUGCAAGUUGACAGAUGAUAUUGUUGUAAGAAUUCUACUUGUAAAAUACAUUUUUCAUAGUUUUC
Oncorhynchus masou masou (cherry salmon) is the source of this 3372-nucleotide messenger RNA. Its product is annotated as immunoglobulin superfamily DCC subclass member 3-like. Gene Ontology annotation, molecular function: protein binding. Bases 1 to 2319 code for a protein of 772 amino acids. The transcript has 13 exons. The record is from RefSeq and is a predicted model, not a curated record. NCBI's taxonomy places the organism in Eukaryota, Metazoa, Chordata, Actinopteri, Salmoniformes, Salmonidae. Gene Ontology annotation, biological process: cell-cell adhesion.